CAUGAUGGCGAGAAGGCUCAACUUUUCAGGUAAUAUCCUGGCCAACAUGGACGAUAUCAGCGAAGGGGACGAGGUUGAUGACGACGAUGAUGUACCUGUGCAGCCCAAGCGUAGGAAUAAUGGAAAGUUGAAGACUCCUGGCGACAUGAGCCUUGACACUAGCGAUCUUGAUUGUAUCUCUCGCCCAACGUCUGUUCCACAGCCCCCAAUUCCCAUGGCAUUCCACCCCAUCUCCAACGAUCGCAUCUCUGGUUCACACAAGCGACCCAGAUUUGACAGAAGCGCUGCUAUUCCCCUGAGCCGGUCCCCUCCAGACAACUACAGCUACCACCGAAGCCCCAUCUCCUUCAGCCGAGGCCAACAGCCUGGAGGGUACAGCCAGCACGGGCCGCGCGAAUCCUCACACCACCAGCAUCACCCAGCCUCAAGUUCACAAUACACACCUUCUUCUCUGGGUCGGGCCAUACCCCUCCCCCACCCUGUCCCAAUCCAACUUCAAUCCGCUCCCGCACUCUCCUACUCGUUCCUCAGGUUUUGGACCCCCACCUCUGCCAGGCAGCGCUAUCUCUUCCAAUCAUGAUAGCGGAAUGUACACCCACCACCAAUUGCGCCAGGGUCCUCCCAGUGGCGGGGGUAGUGGUGGUGGUGCAGGUGGACAAAGUGAUCUUUUCACUGCUUUUAUGGAAGGGGACGAACGUUCGGGCGGUGGGGGACCAAAUGGUGGAACGGGAUUGGACUGGCCUGUCCACGGACCACGUUCGAAUGUACCUAAUCCAGUACCCAAUCCGCCUCCCUCAUCUUCAUCUACACCCUCAGGUGCAGCCAACGAGUCGGGAAGUGGGGGAAGCAACUGGCUUGACUUCCUCUCUGGCAAUAACCCUACUACUCCAUCUGGCAACCCCGGCAACACAGGCACUGUCACCAAAUCACGGAGAUAUCUGAUAGCGGGGGAGAUGGGAGGCGGGGACCAUCCCCGCUCGUGGUGUCCAUUAGUGGUGGGGGGAAGAGGGACGCCGGGGGCGUGGGGAUCUUGAACUCUCCCGUUAGUCAAGGGGAGUUGGCAAAGAGAAAGGGUAAGGAUUGUUGAACAAUCCAAGGUCAAAGCUAUUGAAAUGGACUUUUUAUGGAUGGACCUGUAGCCUUUUAUAAGUUAUCUACUGUGCAGUUCCUUC
This is a messenger RNA of Laccaria bicolor S238N-H82, 1172 nucleotides long. RefSeq lists its product as uncharacterized. The coding region runs from base 2 to 580 and encodes 192 amino acids. The record is from RefSeq and is a predicted model, not a curated record. The transcript is spliced from 6 exons. NCBI's taxonomy places the organism in Eukaryota, Fungi, Basidiomycota, Agaricomycetes, Agaricales, Hydnangiaceae.